AUGUGCAGAGAGGCACAGGCCCUUCUGACGCAGACGGCCAGGGAAAAGGGUAUUGACAUUCUGUUCUGCAGCGAGCAAUACAGAAAAAUCGACCUAGGUUCCUGGUAUCAAGAUAAGUCGGGUAGGGCAGCUGUCCAGGUGUGCAAUCCCGAACUGAGGGUUGACAGAUACCUGGAGACGAGCAGUGGAUUUGUCUGGGUGGAAGUUGGAGACAUACGAAUGUAUAGCUGCUACUUUUCGCCUAAUGAUCCACUGACGGACUUCGAAGCCGACAUGGAAGAACUCGAAUCGAGCCUUAGAGAAUCCAGGUUGGAUGUACUUGUCACUGGCGAUUUUAAUGCUAAGUCGCCGGAGUGGGGCGAGUCAAGGUUCGAUAAAAGAGGCAAAGUGAUCGGAGAAAUGGUCUCCAGAAACAGUUUAAUUACUGUGAACCGGGGAGGAGCUUGGACGUUCAGGAGGGGUGCAAUCGCAUCCAUCAUUGAUCUUACGAUAGCAUCAACUCCCUUAUUCAAACGCAUAAGCUACUGGCAAGUCUCUGAGGAGUAUACCGCAAGUGACCAUCAGUAUAUCGAGUUUUCGGUCUCAGUGGGAGACACAGGAGGAGGCAAAAGACAGGAAGUUCCGUGUCGAAAGUGCCCCUCAUGGAAUGUGAAGAAAAUCGAUAAGGAGAAAUUUGUCCGUUUCCUAGAAGAAGCCCGCCUUAUUAAGCAAUCGGGAUAG
This is a messenger RNA of Leptopilina heterotoma, 720 nucleotides long. RefSeq lists its product as uncharacterized. The record is from RefSeq and is a predicted model, not a curated record. The coding region runs from base 1 to 720 and encodes 239 amino acids. The transcript has a single exon. Gene Ontology annotation, molecular function: catalytic activity. Lineage: Eukaryota; Metazoa; Arthropoda; Insecta; Hymenoptera; Figitidae.